AUGGCAAAUAACGAUGAAGAGAGACCAAAGGAGAUACUUCCGCCUGAUUGUCUCUAUGAAAUAUUUAAGAAACUUGAAGACGACAAACAAACACUUUUUCGAUGCAUGCUGGGGAAUCGUGAAUGGUGCUGUCAGAUCGUUCCAAUUCUUUGGAGCUAUCCAUUUAGGUCUUUGUCUUCUGAAUCACAAAUUUUAAUCGUUCCUUCAUUCAUAAAUUGUCUGAAUGAGCAAGAAAAGAUCUCCUUGGUAAAUCUGGGCAUUCCAUUAAAAGCAUCAAAAAGAUCGCGUCCGGUCUUUGAAUACAGCACCUUCAUCAAAGAAAUUGACGUCGAGAAACUAGAGAAUUCCGUGGAAAAAUGGCUAAAGUUAUCUUUUACGCGAGAGCCUGAAGCUGGUUUAUGGAACAAAGUCAUCUCUGUAUCAAAGAAAUUCUUUCAAUUGAUCUUCCGUACUUCAACGGCCUUCGAAAAUCUCCACAUUGAGAAGACCAAAGUCAUUUCAUACAUUCCUGAUUUCACGAUGUUUCCAAAUGCGCCAAAAGCACUAGCUCACUUGAAAAAAUUCAAGUAUUGCGGGUGGCAGGGAAAUUAUUUACACAAAGAUCUAUCGAAUGUGACGGAGCUACUCACCGCAAUGAAAUUAAUGACCCGAGAUCUGGAAUCGAUAGAAGUCGAUUUUCAAAACAUCAACAAUAUAAAUGCUCAAAAAUUAACCGAUCUUGUUAGCUUACAAAAUUCGCUCCAAUAUUUCAAAUUUAUUAAUCUACUUGAUCAAUAUGGGGAAAUUCUGAUGCCGGGAUUGAGAGAGAAGCAAGGGAAAAAUAUUAAAACAUUAUUCUUUGAUUCAUUGCAUUUUUACGUAGAAGAAUCAACGUAUCUUGAACACUUGGAGUAUUUCAACGUGCUCGAAACGCUUAUUUUCGAAGAUUGUCAAGCUGAUGUGGAAUCCGAUAUUGAAUCAUAUGAAUGGUGGAUGUCGCUCGCAAGAGGGCCAAUGUCAUUGAAACGGCUUUACUUUAAUGUGAAACAUUUGAAUGGACAAGUUUUGAUUCCAAUUAUUUCUCAUACCAAAGGAAACUUGCAAGAAUUAAUAAUUCGACAAGAAUGUUCCGCUAGCUUAUUCAAUUCAAUUAACGAGACAAGUCGUAAUAUUGUCUCGUUAUCUGUGGUGAUUGAUGGCUCGGCUGUUAAUUCCCUGCUGAAUGCAUUGGUCGGGCUGAGACAACUUGAACAACUCAUAAUUCGACAAUCGCUUGAUGGUGGAACCCCAAUCUCUCUGGAAAUUUGGCCUAAAUUAGCGAGGAUUUUGCCCAAAAGUCUGAAUUAUUUCUUGGUCGAUUUCAAUGAGUUCAGCGCAGACUCGUUAGCUAUCUUCUUACAGACACGAGAAACACCAAUUCGACAAAUUGGAUUUGGUAAUGCUGAUGUGUUUGGGAGUGGACAUUUGGUCGUGAUAAUUUACUACGCGAGAGAGAAAUCUAUUGUGCGGAAAGUUGGCUUUAGCACGCGUUCCCAUCGUUUUCAAUAUUCUCAUUUUAAUCGCGAGAUCUUGUCGAAAGCCAAAGAAUACAUUGAAUUCGUUGACAUUAUUGAAUUUGACAGAGAUCCGAAUUCCUUGGGAAUGAGAUUCUAA
Messenger RNA from Ambispora leptoticha, 1632 nucleotides. The record is from the annotation of a GenBank genome assembly. NCBI's taxonomy places the organism in Eukaryota, Fungi, Glomeromycota, Glomeromycetes, Archaeosporales, Ambisporaceae.